AGCCCCCCCCCGCCCACCAUGCCGCCGCUGCCCCCCGUGAACCCCGGCGGCCCGCGGCCCGUCUCCUUCACUCCGACAGCACUGCCCAACGGGAUUAACCAUUCCCCCCCGACGCUGAACGGGGCUCCGUCUCCACCUCAGCGGUUUAGCAAUGGUCCUGCCUCAUCCUCCUCCUCCUCGCUCACCAACCAGCAACUCCCAGCCACUUGCGGCGCCCGGCAGCUCAGCAAGCUGAAGCGUUUCCUCACAACCCUGCAGCAGUUUGGCAAUGACAUUUCUCCAGAGAUCGGGGAGAAGGUCCGGACCCUCGUUCUGGCUUUGGUGAACUCAACGGUGACAAUUGAGGAAUUUCACUGCAAGCUGCAAGAGGCUACGAACUUCCCCCUCCGGCCGUUUGUGAUCCCCUUUCUGAAGGCCAACCUCCCUCUGCUCCAGAGGGAGCUGCUGCACUGCGCCCGGGCUGCCAAGCAGACGCCGUCCCAGUACCUGGCACAGCACGAGCACAUCCUGCUCAACACAAACACCACGUCCCCGGCUGACUCCUCGGAGCUGCUCAUUGAGGUCAAUGGAAAUGGGAAGAGGCACAGUCCAGACAGAAGAGAAGAAAACAGCUUUGAGAGAGAGCCGCUCCCGACAGAGCCUCCAGCCAAGAGAGUGUGCACCAUCAGCCCGGCUCCCCGGCACAGUCCUGCCCUGACCAUGCCCCUCAUGAACCCUGCAGGGCAGUUCCACCCCACCCCCCCUCCCCUCCAGCACUACACCUUGGAAGAUAUCGCAACUUCCCAUCUGUACAGAGACCCCAGCAAGAUGUUGGAGCACAGGGAUAUUCGUGAGCGGCAUAGCAGCCUUGGUUUGAAUGGAGGCUAUCAGGAUGAGCUGGUCGACCACCGCUUAACGGAGAGAGAGUGGGCUGAUGAGUGGAAGCAUCUCGAUCAUGCGCUGAACUGCAUCAUGGAGAUGGUGGAGAAAACCAGGCGCUCCAUGGCUGUUCUGCGGCGCUGUCAGGAGGCCGAUCGGGAGGAGCUCAACUACUGGAAGAGGCGGUGCAGCGAGACUGCGGACACGAGGAAGGCAGGGAGCGAGCUCAUCUCCAGGCAGCACAGUCCCAGCAGCUCUGACUCCAUCAGCAGCGAUUCCUUGCGGGAGUUCAGCAGCAGGUCAGGAGCAGGCUAUGUCACUGAAGAGAUAUGGAAAAAAGCUGAAGCUGUGAACGAGGUGAAGCGUCAGGCCAUGUCUGAGGUGCAGAAAGCUGUGGCAGAGGCCGAGCAGAAGGCAUUCGAGAUGAUCGCCUCUGAGAGGGCGCGGAUGGAGCAGACCAUUGCGGACGCAAAGCGCCAAGCGACUGAGGAUGCAUUCUUAGUGAUAAACGAGCAGGAGGAGUCUACGGAGAGCUGCUGGAACUGCGGUCGCAAGGCCAGCGAGACGUGCAGCGGCUGCAACAUCGCCCGGUACUGCGGCUCUUUCUGCCAGCACAAGGACUGGGAGAGGCACCACCGAAUCUGCGGCCAAAGCCUGCACAGCCAGACCAAGCCCCUGGCUCUGCCCACCACCUGCCGCCAAGACCAUCGACGGGGUACCGAGCCCAGCCCUCGAGAAGACUUCGGCAACAACCUCUCGAUCCUCUACCCCAGCAUCUGUGACAGCAAUAGAUACAAACGGACUCUAAAGGGAAAGUUUUGUUUCACGUUAAUUUUCCUGUUUUUUAAGCCGAAAAAAGCCCACAGGAACUCAUAUCACUUUACACGUUUGACAAAUCUACACUGCCUCCUCUGA
This is a messenger RNA of Struthio camelus australis, 1773 nucleotides long. NCBI's taxonomy places the organism in Eukaryota, Metazoa, Chordata, Aves, Struthioniformes, Struthionidae. The record is from RefSeq and is a predicted model, not a curated record.